This is a messenger RNA of Guillardia theta CCMP2712, 1422 nucleotides long. RefSeq lists its product as hypothetical. Lineage: Eukaryota; Cryptophyceae; Pyrenomonadales; Geminigeraceae. Gene Ontology annotation, molecular function: protein binding. The coding region runs from base 1 to 1422 and encodes 473 amino acids. The record is from RefSeq and is a predicted model, not a curated record. The transcript has a single exon.
AUGCCGCCUAUGAUGGCGCAGGAGCUGGAGAGGUUGUCGAGCGACAUGGUGAAGGCAAGGAAGGAAGAGAAGCUGCUCACGGAGCAGGGGAAGCAGCAGACCCUCACUUUCCUCGUCCAGGGACAGGAGGAGGCGCGCGUGCUCGCCCUGCGCGCCAUCGUAGCUGCUCGCGCGUUCGAUGGGAAGUUGGAAGGUGCAGGGAGCCUUAAAACAGUGUCGGAACAUGGAGAGGGGGGAGAAGGAGAAGCAGCAGCAGCAGCAGCGGGAGAAGCUGAAGGUGACGAGGACACGAUUGUGUUGAGAGACCUGAAGGUCGAGCUGCUCGAACACGCCAUACACUAUAUGUACACGGGUAGCUUCGAGGUGGAUGAAGGGAACGUGCAUGAUAUGCUGAAACUUGGGAAGAGGAUGAGCCUGCCCGGGGUCAUCAACAUAUGCUCCUCCUUCCUCUCAGAACGCUGCAGCAGCUCGUCAGUGUGCAAGGCCCUUGCAAGCGCGGAGGCGAGCGAAGCAGCGGAGCUGAAGGAAUUCUGUCUCAACUUCAUGGACAGGAGCGCGAAGGACGUGCUGGGCGACCCCUCGUUCGUUGAGCUGCCGAAGGAAGUCCUGCAGGAGGUGCUGAGGAGGGACUCCCUCGAGGUGGAGGAGGUGGACUUGUUCGCAGCGGUGGUGAGGUGGGGGAAAAGGCAGGCCGAGAUUGUUGAGCAGGAGGCAAGGCGGAUGGCGGAGGCUGCGGCAGAGGCAGCUCCUUCAGGGGAGGGCAACAACGAGGGGAAUGAAGGAGGAGGAGGAGGAGGAGGAGGAGGAGGAGGAGGAGGAGGAGGGAAACGGGACAACCGUCCCUUCCUCGAGAUCGCCCUCAGCGGGGUAAUCGACCAUGUUCGUUUCCCCCUCAUAUCCCCUGCUGCCCUCCGGGACGUGGUCCAGCCUUCUCUGACGGUGGAGCACGAGGGGGAGAAGCGAUGCGUCGCGGAGAGGUACGUGCUGGAAGGCUACCAGCACCAUGCUCUCACCAAGAUCGGGCAGCCCAGCAACGUGGAGGAGGAGAGGCGGCGGCCGAGGAAGAAUCAGAGCUCGUCGCAGGCUGAGGUGAACAGGGAGGAAGAGGAGGAGGCAGGGAGGGUGGAAGAGGCGAGACGCCGGGCAGGCCGCACGGUGAGGUGGCUGGAGAAUCUCCCACGGCAGGCGGCGCGGGUGAGCAUGAGGGGGAUGGGGCUGGGUUAUGCGGAUGCGGUGGUGACGGCAGAGCACGUGAAGAGGGGAGGGAGGAGCCUUGAGGAGAUGGACCUGAAGAACAACGACUUGGACCUGUCCUCCAUGCAGGUGCUUCUCCCAGCGCUGGGAGGAUGCAGCGGGCUCAAGGGGCUGGCUCUCGGGGACAACCCCAUCUUCACUGUGAGGGCUCGACUGUCGAGGAGGUGA